GAUUCCUCAGGGGCCUGGUCUCAGUGAAGCAGUCCUGCUGGCAAAAAGGGACCAUGGCUAAUAAAACCCAGCAGGUUGCUGGCAUCCAUUUCCCUUUUCCCUUCACACCAUAUUCCAUCCAGAAGGACUUCAUGGCCGAACUAUACCAGGUGUUGGAGGCUGGCAAGAUUGGGAUAUUUGAGAGUCCAACCGGCACUGGAAAAUCCUUAAGCCUUAUCUGUGGAGCCCUUUCCUGGCUCCGUGACUUUGAACAGAAGAAACGUCAAGAGGAGGCACGUCUCCUUGAAACUGGAACUGUCCCCUUAAAUGCCGGGAAGGACCAGCCGCCGUCUCUUGCAUCCUCCUGCCAAGAGACCCCAGACACCCUGAGGCCUGCUGGGGAGCCUGACUGGGUUACUCAGUUUGUGCAGAAGAAGGAAGAAAGGGAGCUGGUGGACCGACUCAAGGAGGAGCAGGUCAGGAGGAAGAAACGAGAAGAACGCCUGCGGCAUAUCCGUCACAAUGCACAGCUCAAGUAUGCAGCCAAGCGCGCGAGACAAGAAGAAGAAGAAACAGAGCGUCUCCUCCGCCUCAGCAGGGAGAUGCUGGCAGCGGGAACAGGGGCUGAGCAGCUAGAGCAACUAGCAUCUGGGGAGGAGGAGCUGGUCCUUGCCGAGUAUGAGAGUGACGAGGAGAAAGGAACAGCUAGUGGAGUAGAUGAGGACGAGGAUGACUUGGAGGAAGAACAUGUAACUAAGAUUUAUUACUGCAGUCGGACGCACUCCCAGUUGGCCCAGUUUGUGCACGAGGUACAGAAGAGCCCCUUUGGGAAGGACACCCGGCUUGUCUCUCUCGGCUCUCGGCAGAACCUUUGUGUAAACGAAGAUGUGAAACACCUGGGUUCUGUGCAGCUUAUCAACGACCGCUGCGUGGAGAUGCAGAGGAGCAAGCAUGAGAGGAAGAGCGAAGCUGAGGAAGAGAAGCCCAAGAGGAGAAGGCAGGAGCCCCGGGCCGCCUGCCCCUUCUACAACUACGAGCAGCUGCAGCUCCUCCGGGACGAGGUCCUGGUGGAGGUGAAGGACAUUGAGCAGUUGGUGACGCUGGGGAAGGAGGCUCAGGCCUGUCCCUAUUACGGGAGCCGGUUUGCCAUUCCAGCAGCCCAGCUGGUGGUGCUGCCCUACCAGAUGCUGCUGCACGCGGCCACCCGGCAGGCCUCAGGGAUCCGGCUGCAGGGCCAGGUGGUUGUCAUCGACGAGGCGCACAACCUGAUCGACACCAUCACUGGCAUCCACAGUGCGGAGGUCAGCGGCUCCCAGCUGUGCCAGGCCCAUUCCCAGUUGCUCCAGUAUAUGGAACGAUACGGGAAGCGUUUGAAGGCCAAGAACCUGAUGUACAUCAAACAGAUCCUGUAUCUGCUGGAGAAGUUCGUGACUGUGCUAGGUGGGAACAUUAAGCAAAACCCCAAUACCCAGAGCCUCUCGCAGACAGGGACAGAGCUGAAGACCAUCAAUGACUUUCUCUUUCUGAGCCAGAUUGACAACAUCAACCUGUUCAAGGUGCAGCGCUACUGUGAGAAGAGCAUGGUCAGCAGAAAGCUCUUUGGCUUCACAGAAAGGUAUGGAGCGGUCCUCACACCCUCCAGGGAGCAGCCCAGACUGGCUGGGUUCCAGCACUUCCUGCAGAGCCUGCAGCCUGGGGGGACUAAGGCUCCUGCAGCCCCCAUAGAGGAGGAGGAGGCCAGGGCGCUGCGGCCUGCUUCCCCGCUGAUGCACAUCGAAGGCUUCCUUGCAGCUCUCACCGCUGCCAACCAGGACGGCAGGGUCAUCCUGAGCCGCCGAGGCAGCCUCAGUCAAAGCAGCCUCAAAUUCUUGCUCCUGAAUCCAGCUGUGCCCUUUGCCCAGGUGGUGAAGGAAUGCCGGGCAGUGGUCAUUGCAGGGGGCACCAUGCAGCCGGUGUCCGACUUCCGGGAGCAGCUGCUGGCGUGUGCUGGGGCGGAAGCUGAGCGCGUGGUGGAGUUUUCCUGUGGUCACGUGAUCCCUCCAGACAAUAUCCUCCCCCUCGUCAUCUGCAGUGGGCCUUCCAACCAGCAGCUGGAAUUCACAUACCAGAAGAGAGAGCUGCCUCAGAUGAUGCUUGAAACGGGUCGCAUUCUCUGUAACCUGUGCAACGUGGUCCCUGGAGGGGUGGUCUGUUUCUUCCCCUCCUAUGAGUACCAACGCCAGGUCCAUGCCCACUGGGACGAGAGUGGCCUGCUGGCCCGCCUGGCUGUCAGAAAAAAGAUAUUUCAGGAACCUAAGAGAGCAAACCAGGUGGAGCAGGUGCUGAUGGAGUAUUCCAAGUGCAUUCAGUGCUGUGGCCAGGCGGGAGGCACUGUGACAGGGGCCCUGCUCCUCUCUGUGGUUGGAGGAAAGAUGAGUGAAGGCAUCAACUUCUCUGACGACCUUGGCCGGUGUGUGGUUAUGGUGGGCAUGCCCUACCCCAACAUCAAGUCUCCAGAGCUACAAGAGAAGAUGGCCUACCUAGAUCAGACCCUUCCCAGGACGCCAGGUCAGGCCCCUCCAGGGAAGGCUUUGGUGGAGAAUCUGUGUAUGAAGGCUGUCAACCAGUCUAUAGGCAGGGCCAUCAGGCACCAGAAGGACUUUGCCAGCAUAGUGCUCCUGGACCAGCGGUAUGCCCGCCCACCUGUCCUGGCAAAGCUGCCAGCCUGGAUCCGAGACCGCGUGGAGGUCAAAGCCACGUUUGGCCCUGCCCUUGCUGCUAUGCGAAAGUUUCAUCGUGAGAGGUCUGGCCCUUCCUGAUGGAUGGCCGCGCCGCUGCCUGAUCACUAGGCUCGCUCUUCACCCUGCAAAUUUGAAACGUUUGUCUUGGGCCUGAUCUGCAGGGAUCUUGCUUAAGAAGGUGAAACCCAGGUGGAGAGUGUCAAGUCUAGACCAGCCCCUUCUGGCAUCAGUGGGCUGCCAGGACCCAGGCACAGGUGGUAAAGCCAA
Ceratotherium simum simum (southern white rhinoceros) is the source of this 2966-nucleotide messenger RNA. Lineage: Eukaryota; Metazoa; Chordata; Mammalia; Perissodactyla; Rhinocerotidae. The record is from RefSeq and is a predicted model, not a curated record.